AUGGAUUUUACGUGGGUAAACGAGGGUCAAAAUCCUCGUAAACAUCCGAAUUUACUGCAAAAAUCAUCCAACGCACCACCGCCAUUGUCAUCUGUCAGGCUAUCCAACGACAUGGAUACAAACAACCAGCCAGGUGCGCGUGUAUCGUUCAAUCAGUCAUUGGACUCUCCACUCAGAAGAUCGCGUGCGGAUACAAUGCCUACUCAAUCCUCCCCGUUUCCUUAUGCAAAUGACAUGUUCUCUGCUUCCAUGAGCCAUUUGAAUGAUAGCGUUGUGCAGAACACGAUGCUCCCACCGCCUCCUUCUGCUCAGCCUUCGUCUCGCCAUCGCUCUGGUUCCGUCACCUUGCCGCAGACUGCUGUCUACAAUGACACUCCCUUCAACACUGGGUAUAAUAAUCCGUAUGAUCCCUCAAGCCCCAUCGAUGAAAAUGCGUCCAACACAAUUGCGUCGACCCUCGCUUCUCUAGGUUUGGAUGACGAGAACAGCAGCGACUAUGGUACAGAGGAUCACAACAUGCCUGCUCGUGGUCGCUCCUAUACUGUUACAGGUCAGUUGGCGGGAAACGACAUGAACGCAAGAUUGGCAUUUAGCCCCUUCUCGCCACACACAAGAUCAAGCGUCUUGCAUCGUCCUCGAGCCAUCAGCUUGGGAAUGGCUGAUUCAUUCUCACCAUUUGACAUGUCUCAAGCAACAGCAUCGGCAGCAGCAGCAGCAGCAGCAGCUUCACCCGUAUCCUCUGUAUCCGCAUCAGUGACACCCAACUUAGCAAUGCCUUCAAAUCCUACUCGUCUAAGAAUGCAGCAAUCGGCCGAGACGCCUCUUCGGUCGUCUCGCAGUAGCAGUAAUCUGGUUGAUAUGAGCAUGGAUCAGCAUGUUUAUAGCAUGGAGGAUUAUUACGGACAGCCCGAUGGCGCUGACUCACCCACCUCUGCUCAAGCUCAAAUCCCAUCUCGUGCUCUAUGGCUAGGUAACAUCAAUCCUAGCAUCAGCGUUCCAGAUCUAGUGCAAUUGUUCUCCACAUAUGGACAAGUAGAAAGUGCCAGAAUCUUGUCGGAUAAAGAAUGUGCGUUUGUUAAUUUUACCAGCAAGGAAUCGGCUGUUGCAGCCAAGAACGAUCUAGAGACUCGAUUGGGCUCUAAACUAGGCGGUACACCUGUUCGUGUUGGCUUUGGUAAAGCUGAUGUCAAUUUAGCCAUGGCGCUUACCAACGAAGCUGGGCCUAAUGCUCAAGGACCUACUCGUGCUCUAUGGGUUGGUAAUAUUCCUGCCAAUAUGAAUCCAGCUAUCCUUCGUAGCAUAUUUCAAACAUUUGGUGCUAUUGAAUCUGUGCGAGUUUUGUCACACAAGAAUUGCGGCUUCAUCAAUUUCGAUCAUCAGGAAGACGCUGUUCGUGCUCGGAAAUCACUUCAGAACAAGGAGAUUCUUGGCCCUGGUACAGGUGCUGUCCGCAUCGGCUUUGCCAAAGUGCCCCCCAACAAUCCGGAUGAAGCCGAAGAAAUACCUGGUACAAGUGGGCACGUUACACCACCACUGGUACCAGCAUUGCCUACGAAAUCUAACGCAAAUGCCACGCCGAAUCAGCAGUCUACUGCUACUACAACAAUGCCUUCUACAUCUACCACGACGACGAAUGGAUCAGAAAACUAUCAGACGGCUCAAUGGGCCACCGCCAUGAUGAUGACCAACAUGAUGAUGAAUGCUUCGGGUCAACAGCAAACCACGCAGCCCAGUCUUUACACAGCAAUCGCAUCUGAAAGACACUUGAUUAUGCAGCAACUGGGUCAAGAGCCUUCUGAACAGAUGAAGGAAGAUCGAGUGCCUUUGACCUAUUUCUCUGUGAUUCCUGCUGUCCCUGAACUAGGUUCAGAUAGAAAGUUGGAGCCUCUUCGCUUGCGUGAAAUGAGAAAAAAGCUGGAAAAUGAUGAACAAUACUCGCUGGAAGAAGUAGAAACGGUAGCUGGCGAAUGCAUGGAGGAAGUCGUUGAAUUGUGUAGUGAUUAUAUUGGUAAUACUGUCAUCCAAAAACUAUUUGAGCAUUGCUCUGAGCAGACCAAAUUGAAGAUGUUGGAAAAGAUUGCACCCUUCCUUGCUUCCAUUGGCGUCCACAAGAAUGGUACCUGGGCUGCUCAAAAGAUCAUCGAUUAUGCCAACACACCUGAGCAGAUUCGUCUUGUGCGUCAACACAUUGCGCCCUAUGUUCCUCUACUCUUGUUGGAUCAGUUUGGCAACUACGUCGUGCAGUGCUGUUUGCGGAAGGGACCUGAGCAAAACCAAUACAUCUUUGAUGCCAUUGUCGAUAAAUGUUGGGAGAUUGGCCAAGGUCGAUUUGGUGCUCGUGCUGUGCGAGCCAUCCUUGAAAAUUCGAUUGUUACCAAAGAGCAGCGGGUCUACGUGGCUGCUGCUAUUGUACAGAAUACCGUUUUACUCACUACCAAUGCUAAUGGUGUAUUAUUACUCACUUGGUUUUUAGACACAUCCGAACUUCCAGGUCGUUACCGUGUAUUAUGCCCUCGCCUGUUACCCUAUUUAAACAAACUCUCUUCACACAAAUUGGGUUCCAUGACCGUUUAUAAAGUUGUCAACCAAACUGAAGAACCAAAUGCAUCUGCUCUGUUACUAAAUGCACUUUCAGAGAAAUCCAAAGGUGAUCUAGUCAACAACAAGAAAUGA
Molecule: messenger RNA, 2673 nt
Organism: Mucor velutinosus
Lineage: Eukaryota; Fungi; Mucoromycota; Mucoromycetes; Mucorales; Mucoraceae
Exons: 5
Coding region: 1-2673 (890 amino acids)
Biological process (GO): nuclear-transcribed mRNA catabolic process, deadenylation-dependent decay
Molecular function (GO): RNA binding
Source: RefSeq, a predicted model, not a curated record